This is a messenger RNA of Solea solea (common sole), 6231 nucleotides long. Its product is annotated as kinesin-1 heavy chain. The record is from RefSeq and is a predicted model, not a curated record. Bases 240 to 3131 code for a protein of 963 amino acids. Gene Ontology annotation, molecular function: microtubule binding; ATP binding; microtubule motor activity. NCBI's taxonomy places the organism in Eukaryota, Metazoa, Chordata, Actinopteri, Pleuronectiformes, Soleidae. Gene Ontology annotation, biological process: microtubule-based movement. The transcript has 26 exons.
GGGGUGAGGUGACCAGCCGCUCAUCCGCCGGUAUCAUGGCUUCCUAACAGGAGCAGGAACCGUCUGAGACUAACACAGGGAUUUCUGUUGAAUGCUCCACAGGUUUUCAUCGAUCUUUUUGAAAACCUGAGGUUGGGACUGAGGGGCUCAGCCUCCCAUUUCGCCCCGCGCGGCCGCCGCUGGGAUCCAGGAUAUACUUUUAAUUUUAUUGGUGAAUUUCCAUUUGUGAACCGUGGAAGAUGGCCGACCCGGCGGAGUGCACCAUCAAAGUGAUGUGCCGUUUUAGGCCCCUCAACAGCUCCGAGGUGACCAGAGGCGACCGAUACAUUCCCAAGUUUCAAGGGGAAGAGACCGUUAUUAUCGCGGGUAAACCAUACGCGUUCGACAGAGUGUUUCAGUCAAAUACAUCACAGGAACAAGUGUACAACGCCUGCGCCCAGAAGAUUGUAAAAGAUGUUCUGGAGGGAUACAAUGGAACCAUUUUUGCAUAUGGACAGACAUCAUCUGGUAAAACACAUACCAUGGAGGGGAAUCUCCAUGACACAGAUUCAAUGGGUAUCAUCCCCAGGAUAGUUCAAGACAUUUUUAACUACAUUUAUUCCAUGGAUGAAAAUCUGGAGUUCCACAUCAAAGUUUCAUAUUUUGAAAUCUACUUAGACAAGAUCCGGGACCUGUUGGAUGUGUCGAAGACCAAUUUGUCAGUGCAUGAAGACAAAAACAGAGUACCCUAUGUCAAGGGCUGCACUGAGAGGUUUGUCUGCAGCCCAGAGGAGGUCAUGGAUACAAUCGAUGAAGGAAAAUCUAACAGACAUGUAGCAGUUACGAACAUGAAUGAACACAGCUCCAGGAGUCACAGUAUCUUCCUGAUAAAUGUCAAACAAGAGAACACUCAGACGGAGCAAAAGCUCAGUGGUAAACUCUACCUGGUGGAUCUGGCUGGUAGUGAAAAGGUCAGUAAAACGGGAGCGGAGGGAGCUUUGCUGGAUGAAGCCAAGAACAUCAACAAGUCCCUGUCAUCCCUGGGAAACGUCAUCUCCGCUCUGGCUGAGGGAACGGCCUACAUCCCAUAUCGAGACAGCAAGAUGACCCGUAUCCUGCAGGACUCUCUGGGUGGUAACUGUCGGACCACCAUUGUUAUCUGCUGCUCACCUUCCUCCUAUAAUGAGGCUGAAACCAAAUCCACGCUCAUGUUUGGACAAAGAGCAAAGACUAUCAAGAACACAGUCGUUGUGAACGUCGAGCUCACAGCAGAGCAGUGGAAGCAGAAGUAUGAGAGGGAGAAAGAGAAGAAUAAGACCCUGAGGAGCACCGUCACCUGGUUGGAGAAUGAGCUCAACCGCUGGAGAAAUGGUGAGAAUGUGCCAGUGGAAGAGCAGUUUGAUAAGGAGAAGGCCAACGCUGAGGUUCUGGCCCUCGACAACAUAAUCAACGACAAGCCAGCUUCCACACCCAACGUGCCCGGAGUUCGCCUCACCGAUGUGGAGAAGGACAAGUGUGAGGCUGAGCUGACCAAGCUUUAUAAACAGCUGGAUGAUAAGGAUGAGGAGAUCAACCAACAGAGCCAGCUGGCAGAGAAACUGAAGCAGCAGAUGCUGGACCAGGAGGAGCUUCUGGCCUCCUCCCGCCGUGAUCACGAGAACUUGCAGGUGGAGCUGAACCGCCUGCAGGCGGAGAACGAGGCCUCCAAGGAUGAGGUGAAGGAGGUGCUGCAGGCUUUGGAGGAGCUGGCCGUCAACUAUGACCAGAAGAGUCAGGAGGUGGAAGAUAAGACCAAGGAGUUUGAGGCCAUCAGCGAAGAGCUCAGCCAGAAAUCGUCCAUUCUGUCGUCGCUGGACUCUGAGCUCCAGAAGCUGAAGGAGAUGUCCAACCACCAGAAGAAGAGGGUGACUGAGAUGAUGUCGUCACUGCUCAAAGACUUGGCCGAGAUUGGUAUUGCAGUGGGCAGCAAUGACAUCAAGCAACACGAAGGAGGCAGCGGUCUCAUCGACGAGGAGUUCACGGUGGCUCGUCUCUACAUCAGUAAGAUGAAGAGUGAGGUGAAGACCAUGGCGAAGCGCUGCAAGCAGCUGGAGAACACCCAGUCAGAGAGCAAUACGAAAAUGGACGAGAACGAGAAGGAGCUUGCUGCCUGCCAGCUGCGCAUCUCUCAGCAUGAGGCUAAAAUCAAGUCCCUAACUGAGUACCUGCACAACGUUGAGCACAAGAAGAGGCAGCUGGAGGAAAAUGUUGACGCACUCAAUGAAGAGCUUGUCAAAAUCAGCGCUCAGGAGAAAGUUCAUGCUAUGGAGAAAGAGAAUGAGAUCCAGACGGCAAAUGAAGUCAAGGAAGCAGUGGAGAAGCAGAUUCACUCUCACCGUGAGGCUCACCAGAAACAGAUCAGCAGCCUAAGAGAUGAGCUGGACAACAAAGAAAAACUGAUCACUGAACUGCAGGAUCUGAACCAGAAGAUCAUGCUGGAGCAGGAGCGUCUCAGAGUGGAGCAUGAGAAACUCAAAAGUGCCGACCAGGACAAGAGCCGCAAGCUUCACGAUCUCACGGUGAUGCACGACAGAAGGGAGCAGGCCAGACAGGACCUGAAGGGUCUGGAAGAGACAGUGGCUAAGGAGCUGCAGACCCUGCACAACCUGAGGAAACUUUUUGUUCAGGAUCUGGCCACCAGAGUGAAAAAGAGCGCUGAGAUGGACUCGGACGACACAGGCGGCAGCGCUGCACAGAAACAGAAAAUAUCCUUUCUUGAAAACAAUCUUGAACAGCUCACCAAGGUUCACAAACAGCUGGUGCGUGAUAAUGCAGACCUGCGCUGUGAGCUUCCAAAACUGGAAAAACGCCUUCGUGCUACGGCUGAGCGGGUCAAAGCCCUGGAGUCUGCUCUGAAGGAGGCCAAGGAGAACGCCGCCCGCGACCGCAAGCGCUACCAGCAGGAGGUGGACCGCAUCAAGGAAGCCGUCAGAGCCAAAAACAUGGCCAGGAGGGGACAUUCGGCCCAGAUCGCUAAACCCAUCCGACCCGGGCAGCACACAGUGGCGUCUCCCACCCACCCCAACAUCAACCGCAGCGGUGGAAGCUUCUACCAGAACAGCCAGACGGUGUCCAUCAGGGGAGGAAGCACCAGCAAACCAGACAAGAACUGAAGAGCAGUGGGAUCGAAGGACAGUACCACAGAAGAAGAAGAAGCCAAUGUCAUGCCCCCCUCGCCCACCCCAACAAACCUGUCAUUCCAUUACAGUAAAGAGGCUCCUUGUCGCUGCUUUGGAGCCAAGAAGGAGUUUCUGAAUUAUAAAUAUAUAUAUAUAAAUAUUCCUGGCCUGUACAGCUCAUCCUCUUCACCACCUCAUCCCCACACUCUCCCCCCCAAUUCUCACCAUGACUGAUCUCCUUUUCUCUCACUGGAUAUAGUAAAUAAACAAGAAGACAAAGAUAAGUUUAAAUUUACAAAAAGGCAAGAUUAUGCACCCUUGGCAAGCGAAACUGCGCCUGACUCAUAAAAUGUGUAGCGUGGGUUUAGUUUUCUUUUUUGAUUUGCACAGUGUCUUGUCAUCUGUCAUCAUUGUGCAAGUAGUUCUGCACUGUGCCAAGCUGAAUGUAAUGGUAGCAAGAUCCGGACACACACACACACACACACACAACACAAAAACACCUGAAUGGAGACCCUACCAAGAGAAAUAGCUUGACCCUAUAGCCUAACUCUGUACAUUUCAUUAUUACUAUUAUUGGUUGUUAACCACACUUUUUUCUCUGGCUAGAUUUUACAUGCUUCUUUAAGGAAAAACAAAAACUACCAAAAAAAAGAGUACAGUUUCGAAAUUGACUAGAUAGUGUCGAGCACUACUGUUCCGUUGUGUUUUAUUGUACAGAUAUAAAAUUGGCACCACUGCACAAGCCUCCCUGGAGAAAGAGAACUGGAUGGGAAUCUGGGAACAGUAUAAAAGAAGGAUUUGGAGAAAAGAAAAAUCCACGAUGUAAGACAGUGUACUGUAGAUGUAAUGAACUAAAUACCAGUGGAGGCCCACUGUUUUUAUCAUUAAGUUAAAAAGGAAAACCUAUACUCGUUAUUGGUGACUUGAUAAGAAGGAUGUAAAGAAUGUAGGACGGUAAGGAAACAGGAGAAAGAUCCUAUUAAGGAAACAAACUUCCACCUUUUAUGCUAAGUAGAUAAACGUAUUGUUCUUAUUCCUCUCAGUGGUUAAUCAUGCUGUAUCAAUGGACGCUAUUUAUCUCCCUCCGCACAUCGGGGCACGUACACUUCAGGCGCUCGUCCUGUCUUAGCUGGGUCACUGUCACUCACUCUUCUCCCCUCACUUUUAUAUUCGUGUUUUUCAGUCCCCCAAUUAUUCGUCCGAUUAUUAAAAAGUCAAUCAGAACAGCAUUUAAUCAAUGAUUUAAUUCAUUAAAAAAAAUGAAAAGAAAGAAAAACUCCAAUGACCUCAUGACCACCUCAUUUGUGGUAUGUGUUAGCAGAAGUGAUGACAUUUACGAGGCUCCUUGAACGUGUCGCGUAGCUCAUCUCAUCCCCUGGAGUUUGUUUUCCUGGAGUGCAGAAUUGCCAAGUGAAGUUUGUCAGAUAAUUCCCACGCCCACCCCUUUAUGAAUAAUUCAUUUUCAUUCUUCCCUCCCUCGAAAACCACACACGACUCAAAACACUCUUGUCAUUUUUCUUUCCAACUUGAACCUUUUCCGGUUGUAAAUUUGCCCAAACCUUGACGUGUCGUUGCUGGUUUUAUUUGCUGUAUCUUUUCAUUGUUGGUAGAUACAUAUUUGAAGGGGGAGCAGCGGGCAGACGGGCAGGAGGGUGAUGUCAAUGACGUUGGACCCUCGCCGCUGAUCAGCCAAUCAGGAGAGCAGGGUCUUAAAAUUGCACAAUUAUCUGUCGUUAUCUGGAGGAAGGGUUUAUUUAACAAAAACUUAGUCAGGGGUUGUAGGAUUUAUUAUGUUUUGUUUGUUGUUUUGUUUUGUUUUUUUAGUGUUCUUAAUUAUAAUUUUUUUGUCAUUUUAAUUCCCACCUCAGCUUUUUGUUUCCCCUCUUGUCUUUAACCCUGUGAAGCCCCGGUACAGUGGCGCAAAGAUCUCGUUGUGAUUGUAAUCCCAGCACGAGAACACUAACAUGUUGUGCAAGUGCAAUAUACUGUAAAAAAACAAAAAACUAAAAAGCAAAACAAAAUAACACUGAAUAUCAGUCGGCUGGCAGGUGUUUGUGAGUAAACAGUGGUGAUCCUGCCAUGCUAAGUUCGGCUUUGUCCCGCUCCUCCUCUGUCGGCUGCAGUUUCACUAACAUGGUGUAUUUUCUCUUUGAGGGCUUCUUGGAUUGAUCUUGAAAACAAAAUGGUAAUUUUCCUGCCAACAUUCAGAGAUGAAUUUUCUGAACGUGCAUGGUAAACAUUUGCAUUGAAUAUUUACUCUAUAUCGGAGUGCAACAGGGAAAUCAUAGAAACCUCAUUUGGAAAAGGACACUUUGGUUUCAGACCGGGGGAACAAAUGUAGCUGGACAUGGUGGAGGAGGAGAAGUGCGGCUUUCUCAUAUUAAAUGUCGUACUGCAACCUGUCAUCUCUGAACAGGAAAGUCCAGUUUAAUAGCACUUCUUCACAAUAACGGCACUCAGAAAAAACAAAAAACAAAAAACACUCCAUGUGUGUCUGUUUUUGACUGGAACUUAAAAAAAAAAAAAUCCAAAGUCAUGUUCAUGAAACUGUUUGUUGACGGCAAAUAAUUUAUGUAGUAAUAAUUUCUUUCUAUGAGCUGCCGAGAGGAGUAGCUCCCCGUGUCUAUGACAGGACAAGUGUUUGGUGUCUAUCGAUAAUGGUUUAUUCCCUCUGUGUAAUCUUCUAGAUUAGCUGAGCAGCAUCAUGGACCUCAAUCAUGUUGAUCCUUUGACCUUUCACCAAAAAAAACAAAGAAACCGUGAUAUGAAAUAUGGGGAAUACAUAAUAAAUAAACAGCAGAGAAUAUUAUUGAUGUUGUUCCUGAAUUAAUUUGAAUUUUGCAUAAUUCUAAAUAAUAAAAAAAAAAACAAAAGUGUAUCCACUUUUUUUUAUUACUGUGUAAUAGUUGGUCAAUUUUUAAAAGGACAGUUUUGAGGAUCCAUCAAUGGACAAAGGUACUGGAUCAUUCCUGGAGAACUGGGACACAAUGGCAGGGCUCUGAUACGGACGGAGAUGGGAAGUUAAUGAGAUCACAGUUUUGGAUUGACUGCAUGAUGUAAAUGUAUGUGUGAUUAAAUAAUUAUGAAAAAAGUU